Molecule: messenger RNA, 2091 nt
Organism: Galendromus occidentalis (western predatory mite)
Lineage: Eukaryota; Metazoa; Arthropoda; Arachnida; Mesostigmata; Phytoseiidae
Product: nose resistant to fluoxetine protein 6-like
Exons: 14
Coding region: 1-2091 (696 amino acids)
Molecular function (GO): acyltransferase activity, transferring groups other than amino-acyl groups
Source: RefSeq, a predicted model, not a curated record
AUGAAGCUGAUCAUCGCCUUGAUCCUCUGCUUGCCCUUGAGCGUUGCGGCCGGUGUGGAUUCGAAAGAGAACGUCACCAAGCAAUGGCUCGAUAUUCAGUCUCGGCUGGAGACCACACUCGCAGAACAUUCUAAAAAUGUUUUCCGUCUCAUCGGACCUGCUCUCAUGGAGAUGGAUAUUGAUCCCCGGUGCUUGGGCAGCAUCAAUCGCCUACAGGGAGGAAUUCGGAACCUGGAAGUACAGUACUACAGGCUCAUAGACGCGUCUGGGAAACUAUCUUCCGGAAUCAUUCACGGCACUAUGGCGGAUUUCGGUAACUUCGAAGAAUGCCUCGAUACGGUUGUGCGCAAAGAUGACGGAGAUUUCUAUUUCCGGGGGCAAUACUGCCUGGCUGAAAUGCGUCUCCCGCUGCCCGAGAGACCAACAACCUUGCUCGCCAGCGGGGAAGGUGUCAUCGAUCCGGGAAGUUUCCGAAGUGGCUCUCUAUUCGAGCAUUUUGCGACCGAGAGUCUAGCAUUGUAUUGGCUAUCUUUCCGACAGGGACUUUGCGUCCCUUCGACGUGCUCUGAAUCCGACGUCAACACAAUCUAUGGGAAAUUCACCGAAACGCUAAUGCUGAAUGGCACGGUUUUUGCCUGUCAGCAGAGAGAGGACAGCAAAUCGCUCAGCAGAGCCCAAUGGAUUACCAUUUGCUGCUUAACCCUCGUCUCGUCCAUGGCGGCGUUCGUGAGCCUCGCGAACCUUUUUUGUUCAACGACCGAUCGACCAUCUCCAGCGAUCUUAGCACCCUUCCAAGCAUUAGCCAUCGAACACACUCUGGGAAAGCUAUUCUCGUCAGAACAAAGGAGCAGGAACCUCGGUUUCAUCCAUGGAUUGAGGAUAUGCAGUCUUUUCUGGAUCAUCAUGAGCCAUUCGUACGCCUAUCUGGAGAUGAACUCCCUUGCGAAUGCCGUGCAUGUGCAGAAAGCCCUGCGGAGUUGGCUCUUCCAGCCGAUUUCGAAUGGAUGGUUGGUCGUCGACUCGUUCUUCUGCCUGAGUGGUUUCCUCGUAACAUACCACAUGGCUGAUACGAAAGCUUCUUGGUCGUCGAUUCCCCUGAAAUACGUCCUUCGGUAUUGGAGACUCGUCCCCUUGGCGAUCGCGGUUCUCAGUUAUCAAUUUCUCUUCGAAAUAUUUUUCGAAGGUCCUCUGAUGCCUUUACUCAACGAUCCAAUGACGAGAGACUGCGCUCAGAACUGGUGGCGCAUUCUCGUCGCGGAUUACGAUUUGAGGGACGAAUCAUCCUGUCUACCUCACUUCUGGUACGUCGGCGUGGAUCUGAAGCUAUUCGCUAUACAAGUCCCCCUGUCCAUGCUUAUAUGGAAGAAACCUAGGAUGGGAAUCUUUUUUCACGGAAUGGCUAUAGGGCUACCACCCAUAAUUCCACUGGGCCAAGACCGACCACUCGCUAUCGAGGUAGCCCGUACAGUCUACUUCCACUGGUGUACACACCUGGCGAGUUAUACUAUUGGGUCACUCGCAGCCUUCCUUGCGGUGUCGCACAACAAGAGCCUGGGGAAUAGAGUCAGUUUGCCAUCUAGAAUCAUGUACUGGAUUUUUGCGACUUUCGCGGGUGUUGCUGCUGUUUUUUCGGCGCGAUUCUGGAUUCUGUCAAAACCCGGUAUCUUAUGGAGCGUCAUCUACGCCAGUCUACAACGGAUCUUAUGGAGUGCAAAUAUCGGAUGGAUCAUGUUCGCCUGCGAAGCCGGGUACGCCAACGCGCUGAACAAGUUACUCAGUAUUCGUCAAUGGGUCCCUUUGUCACGAAUCUCCUACGCGGUAUAUCUGUGCCAUGCUUACGUGCUGUACAUGAACAACCGAGCCACUCAUGAACGCAAGGAGGCGUCGCACUACUCAAUCCUUCGCGACGCUUGUGCGGUCUUGAUCUUUUCAAGCCUUUUGGCGUUGUUCACCACGGUUUUCAUCGAAGCACCCAUAAUUGCGAUCCAGAAGGCAAUGAUGCGGAAAUUGCUGCCCCGUAGGGCACCGCGAAAGGAAAACCAUGUCUUGGAGCCCGUCAAGGACAUCAAAGUCGACGUCGAUCGUCUGUGA